This is a messenger RNA of Meira miltonrushii, 1520 nucleotides long. Its product is annotated as Creatinase/aminopeptidase. Bases 263 to 1405 code for a protein of 380 amino acids. NCBI's taxonomy places the organism in Eukaryota, Fungi, Basidiomycota, Exobasidiomycetes, Exobasidiales, Brachybasidiaceae. The transcript has a single exon. The record is from RefSeq and is a predicted model, not a curated record.
CUUCGAGACUCUCGCGUUUGGAAGAAAGCUUCUUAAGCCGUGUUCUUCCAACUUUGUGCCUGGGCGUAAGAGAAGAUUCCCCCCCUCGAUUCCAGCAGCUCAAAUGACCCAGCUGGCUGGCUGUGAAGGUGACAUGACUUCUGCAUAUGUAAGCAGUUGUUAGAAAUGCACGGUGCUUUGCCAAUGAUUCUCAAAAGGGUGGAGUUAUAUAGACUUCCAUAUCCUUCCUCUUCAAGACCAUCAUUACAACAAAUUCGACAAUAUGGCAACCCAAGACAAGAAACCCGCAGCUGAAGCUAAACCAGAGGUUUUCGGUGACACAAUCCUGACAAAAUACAAAUUCGCAGGUGACAUCACUUCAAAAGCUAUCAAAGCAACAAUUCAAGGUGGUGUAGAAGGAAAGACGAUUUUGGAAGUAUGUCAAUUAGGAGACAAAGCUGUUGAAGAGGGUGUUGCAGGUGUAUUCAAGAGUGAUAAAAAAAUGCCAAAAGGAUCAGCAUUCCCCACAACAGUUUCAGUAAACAAUGUGAUUUGCAAUUAUGCUCCUUUACCUUCCGACCCUGCUUCCUCAAGAGCAUUGAAGAACGGAGACGUUGUCAAGGUUCAAUUGGGUACUCACAUUGAUGGGUAUGCAGCCAUUGCAGCAGAGACUUUCGUUGUUGGCGCUUCUAACUCCAAGCCAGUAGAAGGAAAAGCGGCAGAUGCAAUCAAAGCUGCUUGGACGGCAGCCGAAGUUGCUAUUCGUGCUAUGCAACCAGGAAAGACCAACUUUGAAGUUGCAAAAGAAGUCGAAGCUUCAAUUCGGGAAUUCGAUGGUGUUCGUGCCGUUGAAGGUAUGCAAACCAACUUGAUGGACAAAGAUGUCAUUGAUGGAAAGAAGAAGAUCGUUUUGGCCGCUGAACCAACACAACGUCCUGAAGCAUGCAAACUAGAAGAGAAUGAAGUUUACGGAGUAGACAUUCAAGUCACAACCAGUGAAUCUGGAAAACCAAAAACGGACAAUGAAAAGACCACAAUCUACAAAAAGACUGGAAGCACAUAUCUAUUGAAAAUGCAAACAUCCCGCAAAGUGUUUAGCGAAGUGCAAAAGACUGCUGGUGCAUUCCCUUUCAACUUGCGUAUCUUGGAAGAUGAAAAGAGAGCUAGAAUGGGUAUUCAAGAAUGUGUUAAUCACUCUUUGGUUUCGCCUUUCGAAGUAUUGUAUGACGGAAAGGAAGAUGCAAUCACUGCUCAAAUUUUCUUCACAUGCGCCAUCUCUGCCAAAGGUGCAAACAGAUUAACACCUGCACCUGCUUGGUACAACGAAGAGAUUGUCAAGAGCACACAAGCUGUCAAAUCGGAAGAACUCAAGGCCAAAUUAGCCGCCCCCGUUCGUCAACAAAAGAAGAAAGCAGUUAAGGCUUAAGAAGUUUUCACUUUCUUUUUGAACAGCCUGGCGUGCGAUUAGAUGGAAGUAUAUCUGGGCUGUGAGAAGAAGGACGGUUUCUUAAUGCUGUCUUUUGACAUCCCAUCUUUUCUUC